Nelumbo nucifera (sacred lotus) is the source of this 3463-nucleotide messenger RNA. RefSeq names its product poly(ADP-ribose) polymerase 2 (gene PARP1). Gene Ontology annotation, molecular function: NAD binding; NAD+ poly-ADP-ribosyltransferase activity; zinc ion binding. NCBI's taxonomy places the organism in Eukaryota, Viridiplantae, Streptophyta, Magnoliopsida, Proteales, Nelumbonaceae. Gene Ontology annotation, cellular component: nucleus; nucleolus. Gene Ontology annotation, biological process: double-strand break repair; protein poly-ADP-ribosylation. The record is from RefSeq and is a predicted model, not a curated record.
UCGGACAAGUUCCAUUUUCGGUUUUGUUCUCACACGGUCACACCUGGAAGCAGCUAGCGGCAAAAAUCUCGUAUCUCUAAAAUGUGCAGAAGUCCGAAAGCUUACGAGAUACGAUAGAGGAAAGUAACAAGAACUGCAUUUUCUCUCGCUUCUGGUAGAGUGGUAGAGUGGUAGAGUGGAGGAGAGUGAGUGUGUGAUCAGUGAGAACUGAGAAGGUCUGCGGGUUAAGGAAAUGGCGAACCCGCCGAAGCCAUGGAAAGUGGAGUAUGCAAAGUCGUCGAGGUCGUCCUGCAAAACAUGCAAGAAUAACAUAGACAAGGAGAAACUUAGAUUGGGGAAAAUGGUCCAAGCUACCCAAUUCGAUGGUUUCAUGCCUAUGUGGAACCAUGCUUCUUGCAUUCUCAAGAAAGCAAACCAAAUUAAAAGCCUUGAUGAUGUUGAAGGCUUAGACUUACUUCGUUGGGAGGACCAGCAGAAGAUAAAAAAGUAUGUAGAGAGUGGUCCAUCCUCAAAUAGUACUGCUGUUGCUGUUAAUGAUUGUGGUAUUGAAGUUUCACAGACCUCUCGUGCUACUUGUAAGCGCUGCAAUGAGAAGAUUAUCAAAGGAGAGGUCCGUAUAUCAACGAAACCUGAUGGACAGGGUACAAAGGGCCUGGCAUGGCAUCAUGCCAACUGUUUUGUGGAAUUAUCUCCAUCCACACAGGUAGAGAAAUUGUCUGGUUGGGAUAGUCUUUCAGCUCAAGAUCAGAAAGCUAUUCGUGCACUGACUAAAAAGGGUACUUCCACCGCUAGAAAUGUUGACACACAAGAGAAUAAAGAUUUGCUGCAACAAUCAACUUCCACAACUGGCACUAAACGGAAAAAGGGUGUUAGCGGUGAACAGAAGUCAAAAGUUCCUAAAGUAGAAGAAACUGUUUCUGGGACCAAGUCUCCUGCUGAAGGCAAUGAUUCUGAGCUGGAGCAGAAGCUGGAGGCUCAAACCAAGGAAUUGUGGGCCAUAAAAGAUGAACUCAAAAAGCAUGUCACGACGGCAGAGUUGAGAGUGAUGCUUGAAGCCAACAAUCAAGAUACGGCAGGAUCUGAACUUGAUUUGCGAGACCGUUGUGCUGAUGGAAUGCUAUUUGGAGCACUAGCUAGCUGCCCCAUCUGCUCUGGUUCUUUACAUUACUCUGGAGGUGAAUAUCGUUGCCAUGGGUAUCUGUCAGCAUGGAGCAAAUGUUCUUACUCAACUACUGAACCUGAACGUCAAAAGGGAAAGUGGAAAAUCCCUGAGGAAACCAGUAAUGAGUAUCUUUGCAAGUGGUUCAAAUCACAAAAAGCAAAGAAACCUGUUCGUGUUUUGCCCCCACCAUCUUCUAACAAAUCUAGUCAAGCUGCUAUUGGCCUGUCUCAGCAGUCCAAGGGAGAAAGAUUGGAAGAUUUGAAAGUUGCAAUAGUAGGGCUAUCUACGGAAUCCAUGGAAGAGUGGAAGAGGAAAAUAGAGGGAUCAGGUGCAGUCUUUCAUGCUAAGAUCAAGAAAGACAGUAACUGCUUGGUUUUGAGUGGGGAGAUGGAUGAUCAGGAUCCUGAGAUUAGAAAAGCAAGGAGGAUGAAAAUACCCAUUGUUAGGGAGGAUUAUCUGGUUGAAUGUAUUAAAAGGCAGAAAAAACUUCCAUUUGAACAAUAUAAAAUUGAAACAGUUGGUUCUUCAAGCAUGGUUACUGUGAAGGUCAAAGGGCGGAGUGCAGUUCAUGAAGYCUCUGGUCUGCAAGAUUCAGGUCACAUUCUUGAGGAUGGGAAAAGCAUUUAUAAUACAACCUUGAAUAUGUCUGACCUGUCAACUGGCAUUAACAGUUACUACAUCCUUCAAAUUAUCCAAGAGGACAAAGGGUCAGGGUUCUAUGUGUUCCGUAAGUGGGGGAGAGUUGGUAAUGAUAAAAUUGGUGGAAGCAAACUAGAAGAGAUGUCAAAGUCAGAUGCAACCCAAGAAUUCAAACGUUUAUUUCUGGAGAAGACUGGGAAUCCCUGGGAAGCCUGGGAACAGAAACAUAAUUUUCAGAAGCAACCAGGCAGAUUCUACCCAUUAGACAUUGAUUAUGGUGUCAACAAGCAAGUAUCACAAAAGAAAAAUUGGAAUGGUGCCAACAGCCAACUUGCCCCUCCAUUGGUAGAACUAAUGAAGAUUCUGUUCAAUGUUGAAACAUACAGGGCUGCGAUGAUGGAAUUUGAGAUAAAUAUGUCUGAAAUGCCCCUUGGAAAGCUAAGCAAAAGCAACAUCCAGAAGGGGUUUGAGGCAUUGACAGAGAUACAGAAUCUAUUAAAUGGUAGUAACCAUGAACCUUCUGUCAGAGAGAGCUUAAUUGUUGAUGCUAGCAAUCGCUUUUUUACUUUAAUCCCUUCUAUUCAUCCACAUGUCAUUAGAGAUGAGGAAGAUUUUAAGUCAAAGGUGAAAAUGUUAGAAGCCCUACAAGAUAUCGAAAUUGCUUCAAGAUUAGUCGGUUUUGAUGUUGAUGAUGAUGAUUCCCUUGAUGAGAAGUACAAAAAGCUUCGUUGCAACAUUACUCCACUGCCUCAUGAUAGUGAAGAUUAUCGUUUGGUUGAAAAGUACCUCCUUACCACUCAUGCACCCACGCACAAGGAUUGGAGUCUUGAACUGGAAGAGGUUUUUACACUUGAAAGAGAUGGAGAAUUUGACAAGUUUGCACCUUACAGAGAAAAACUUAAAAAUAGGAUGCUUUUGUGGCAUGGUUCGCGCUUGACAAACUUCGUAGGUAUCCUCAGUCAAGGUUUGAGAAUAGCACCUCCAGAAGCUCCAACUACUGGCUAUAUGUUUGGCAAAGGAAUCUACUUUGCUGACCUGGUCAGUAAGAGUGCUCAGUAUUGCUACACGGAUAAAAAGAAUCCAGUGGGUCUGAUGAUUCUUAGUGAAGUGGCCUUGGGUGAGGUCUAUGAACUAAAGAAAGCGUUGUACAUGGAGAAACCUCCAAAAGGGAAGCACUCAACCAAGGGCCUUGGCAUGAAGAAACCUCAGGAAUCAGAGUAUGCCAAGUGGAGAGAUGAUGUGAUUGUGCCAUGUGGGAAACCGGUGUCAUCAAAUGUCAAAUCCUCUGAGCUAAUGUACAACGAGUAUAUUGUGUAUAAUACAGCUCAGGUCAAGAUGCAGUUCUUGUUGAAGGUGAGGUUUCAGCACAAAAGACAAGGAAACAAAGGUGAGUGAUGCUCCUCACUUCUGAAAGGUUGUCUUUUCAGGGGAAUGAUAUUUGGCUUUCUCGCAGUCGUGUAAAUAAAGAAACAGAUUGGGUCUUCUUUUUUGUGGCUGGGGUUGUAAAGAAAAUGUAGCCUCUUUUCUAGUUUUCUUCCAUCAAGUCUUUUCCUGGUUUUGGUGAGAGUGAGAUCUCAUUUUGGAUCUUCACGAGGUCCAUCAAAGUUCUGUUUCGUGAAACUUGUGAAGCAAUUAAGGAACAGAAAACAAGUUAAGAUGAUC